This is a messenger RNA of Guyanagaster necrorhizus, 360 nucleotides long. RefSeq lists its product as uncharacterized. The record is from RefSeq and is a predicted model, not a curated record. The coding region runs from base 1 to 360 and encodes 119 amino acids. Lineage: Eukaryota; Fungi; Basidiomycota; Agaricomycetes; Agaricales; Physalacriaceae. The transcript is spliced from 2 exons.
AUGUCUGCAGAUAAGAAAUUAGAUAAGUCCUUCAAAAAGAUGAAAGUUGUUAUUUUAUCUGUAGGAGUCAACCAGCCAUUCACUUUCAUAUUCAUUACCAUAGUGGACAAAUCUGUUAAAGAUUUUAAGAAGGAUACUGCAUUUGCUGGAGACAUGACUGCUAAAAAAGCAAAAAUGCCAGCAGACAUGAAAAAAAAUCAUUAUAAGAAAUACAAGUAUAGCACAUCCAUAAUUCAAUUAGAGAUGAUAGAAGAUCUCUAUAAACAUAUGCUGAAUUCUAGAGUUGAGAUUUCUUUCAAGAAGUUAGAUAUAAAAAGCCCAAAAAUCUGUAACAAGCUGAAAGAGACUUUCAUCAACUGA